AAACAAAUGUCAGUAGUAUCUUUUCAGAGCUUGGGGGACACUGGGCUGUGGGUUGUCAGGGGUAUUUUGUUAUUUCGUUUUCUUUCUUUUCUUUACCCCAAUUAUAUUAUUUUAUCCCGAGUGAAAUGCAGCUUCAUCCCUCUAGUUUGCAGCGCAAGGAUGAUCAGAAAAUCCUGGGAAUAGAUUACACUAAUUUGAAGGCUUUGUGCAGAAUCCACGGUCUUAGACUCAGAGACAGCAACAGAUACCAAUCAACUGAAGAGGCCCAUAACGAUUUCAUGAACUCCUAUCGAAAUAUAUUUCUCCUGCCAAAGAAAAUGGUUGCCCGGAACCCUUUCCAGACAGAUAGCAAAGUCGCUCCCGGCCCUGAGAAGCUGAAGGCCAGUGAGAGCCAGGAAGUGAACAGGAACCAAGGUCACGGGAGACAGACUCAAGAGACACUCAUCAACCAAAUGAUCAAAGCCCUCAAAAAGUUGACAGUGACCCAAAACACACCUCCAGGCUGUGUAAAGGCUAUUUCACCAAGAAGGAGAAUCCCCCGUCCUCAACCCAAUGAGAUGGUUUGGGAUGAGUUGGACCGCAGAGUGAAGGAAAAGCAGCCAAUGCUCAGCAGCCAGAGCUCAGCAUAUGUGGGAAUUCCUUCAAGACCGUUGGAAAACCAUUCCAGCCCUAUAGAGCGGUCCCAGUUGGAGCACCAUUCUAUCCAUAAGAUGCUGAAGGUGUUCCCGUGUCUGACAGCCCACCUCUCCAGACAUGAGUUACAGCAGAUCAGCACCAUCGCCAUCAUAGAGACCUGGGAUAGGGCACAGAUCAUAUUUGGACACAAUGGAUUCUACCUCAUCCUGAAAGGUUCAGUAGCUCCGUACACUCAAGAAAGAUCCAAGGAGGCUGUUGAUCCAAAGGGCUCAGUGAUAGGUGUGGGUGGCAGUUUUGGAUCGUUUGAACCUCGUGCAGGUACUGAGGCAGGCAUCACCAUCCAGUGUACAUUAACACAGGAACCCUGCGAGAUCCUGAAAAUCUCCCACUCAGGCUACGCCAAGCUGAAGAAGGAGAUCUUGGCCCAGAACUAUGCUCUGAAGGAAUCUCUGAUCCAGGGUUGUCACUUCUACCUGCAGUGGCCCAAGCUCUCCAUCGAUAGGCUUGCCAACCUCAUCCAGAUGAAGAACUUACCAGCCAAACACGUACUGGUGAAGGAAGGGAAGGUGUGUCCUUUUGUGGCCUACAUCCGAGAGGGGGAGUGUAACAUCCUCCAGGACAUUAACUCGCUGAUGAGGACCCCACAGGAGAAGGUGUCGGUCUGCGGCAGCAGAAUAAAGUUUGUUGUCGUGGGGAAGCUCGGACCAAUGGAAUCGUUCGGUGAGGUGAGCAUCCUGCUUGAUCAGCCCUCCCCCUGCAGCAUCGUCACGGCGACAGAGGUGCAAGUAGGGAUCAUCCAACCAGAUGCUCUGAAAGGACUUGAUUCAGUGACAUCGGCACUGAUGUUACAAACAGCACAGCCGACUUACGGGAAGUUGAGUCAGGAAGAGAUUAACAAGGAAUACAUCAGACAAGAGCGGCACAAGGAGUGGGACCACAUAAAGAAGAGAGUGUUGUCUGAUGCCCUGCUCUACAACGGGAUCCAGCAGGGGGACGGGAAGUGGACCUUCACUAGGGGAGGUGGAAGAAGACCUGUGGACAAGAGCAACCCCCAUCCAAUAAACACAGCACACACACAAACACCCCAGCGUAUACUGCCUGCUUUGACUCCAGAUGUUACAACAACAACGCAAGAAAACACAGGAACUGACAUUGCCAAACCCUAAUUUGCUGUUUAAAAGUAUAACUCCAGUCCCAUGCUCCAAUCCAACUUCUGACACCACACCCUCCAAUAUCCCUCCACAUACACUUUCAUUCUCUGCCUGUAUCUUUGGACUCAACGUACAGUGACCACUCCAGAUGUACACUAAUAUAGCGUCAAAGAAAAUAAACUUUUAUUCUCCCCAGCUUUCACUCUCACUCAAAGCCUUUGAAAAAAGAGGCAGUUAUUGUCAAUCAGCUAGCAGCUUUCACUGCAGUGCUUCCUAUAUCCCUGCCAGGGCCAGAGGAACUCUUGAGGACAGUGACACAUCAUGUUGUCUCUCUCCCACUUAGUAUAACGUAACCAGACAUGUCCUACGUGUGCAAAUACAGAGCCUGACCCAGUCCAAAACAACCCACCAUAAACCAACACCCCCAACACAGGCCAAAACAACACAGCCGUAUUGGAUCUUAUACUUGUGUGAAACAGUGUUGGGCAAGACAGGCAACAAGUCUGCAAUGACAUAUAGAGCCCAACACAACAUCUUGUUGCGCAGAUACUGUGAAUACUGUAGAGAACGGAAAACAAUUCUUUAUGAAAGAGACAAUGCUGAACCGUAUCAUAGAGAAACUGAAAUGACACUUGACCGUAUAAUUAGUUUUAUGUCUAAAUAUUUGGGUCGAGACAUAGACUUUUUAGAUUGCUGGGAUCUGUAUGGAAACAGAAACACAGACCUUAAAAUACAUGGUGUUUGUUUAGAUUUGACAGACCGCAACUGACCUUGACAGAGACUGUUUGUUCCCCAUUCCCUAAGGAAAAUACGUCUUUAUUGCUUCUUUGUACAUAUUUUUGUUUUCUCCUCAGAUGACAGUUCUGUACUGAAAUGACCUACUGAAAUUGUCCCUCAGUCUGGAGAAUGAUUUGAGAUGAGAAUGGGCUUGAAACGAGCUGUGGUAAAUGGUAUGGUUUUAUUGUAGCAAAUAUUGUAGCAUCUCCUCGUCUGCAUAAGCCUAAUUUGAUUAAAUGUUUU
Molecule: messenger RNA, 2807 nt
Organism: Oncorhynchus gorbuscha (pink salmon)
Lineage: Eukaryota; Metazoa; Chordata; Actinopteri; Salmoniformes; Salmonidae
Gene: cnbd1
Product: cyclic nucleotide binding domain containing 1
Exons: 14
Coding region: 126-1802 (558 amino acids)
Source: RefSeq, a predicted model, not a curated record